AUGAAAUUCCAAGAUUCCCAAUCCCAACCUGAAGAUUCUCCCUCUACAGAUAAUGAUAAUCCCGAACUCAAAAAAAUUAGCAUUGAUAAGCAACCUUCCAAUGGCAUUAAAUACACGCCCAGGCUAAAAAAAGAAAAAAUUCCUCAGAUGAUUGACGAAGUCCUAAGCAACUUAAACCCUGAUGUUUUAAAAAAUAAAUCUUUAUCACUUUGUGGAACUAGCGAACAAUCUUCUACUGAAUUAUCCUUCGAUAAUGAUAAGCCAAUCCAAAUUGGACGUGAAACUCUCUUUACUUCAACUUUACUUAAUUCUGCUUUAGCCAAGAAAAAUAAAUCACAAAAGCCAAAAUAUUCAGAUGCAUUGUUUAAUGGUAAUCCCAAGCCAAAAAAUAUCCCAAAGAAGACAGCAUUAAAUCCUUUUUCGAAUAUAAGAAAAAGCACAAAAAAGUUUGAGAGACCUAAGCUAACUGUUACAACUAAUUCUGGGUAUGAUCCAAAAGAUAUUUUGAAAGAAAUGCUAGUUAAAAGAGCUAGAAUGAAAAAUGAGCCCAUAGUUAACACUUGGGGUGGCUUGAAUGAAUGGUAUGAGGUUGAUGAAAAUUCUAGUAAGAACCAGAAGAGAAAAAAUCAGGCAAAUGGAAAAAAUGUGUGAGAAGAGACAAUUUGGUGGGAAGUUAAUGGACACAAAAAACUUAAAACUUCUGUAAGUGAAGAUGAUAUGAAAUAA
This is a messenger RNA of Blepharisma stoltei, 726 nucleotides long. The record is from the annotation of a GenBank genome assembly. NCBI's taxonomy places the organism in Eukaryota, Ciliophora, Heterotrichea, Heterotrichida, Blepharismidae.